AUUUAGCUUGUUUUGAAUGGUCUUAACCCUUUUUAUUGCUUCUUUCGGAGCAGCUGAGAUUGUACUCAAGCAUGUAGAGCAUUUUGAGGAUGAAAAUCUAAGCUUAAGUACUGAUAUUUUGCCUCAAGUUGCAACAUCUGGGCCUACUAGAAAUGUCGGACCUAGAGGCAUAAGCUCAAAAAGUCCGGAAGAAACCCGACAUCUGAGGACUAGUAAUAACAGAAGCAAUUGUAAUGGCUGUAGUGAAAACGAAGGAGCCGAAGUUAACUCGACAAGCACCAUUAUUGUGUCCUGUAUUAUUGUCUUUUCAUGCUGAUGUGUCUUCUCAAUUGGAUUCCUGUGGCAUCUCAUGACCAAGAAGCAAAGAAACAUGCAAGGAAGAAGAGUCAGGAGGAUCACAGCUGAUGCUAAUGUUACAGUAGAGACUAUUACGAUAUCUAGAGCUGAGCUUGACAGAAGUCUUCCGGCUAAAUUGUUUUCUAAGCACGAUAAUAAGUAUUCGUGUACUGAGUGAUCAAUUUGAUUAAAGGAGUUUGAGAAUACAGAGAAGGUGAGAAUUGUGGAGUCAUGAAAGCACAUGUUUCAUUCUGAUUGAGUUGUGGAAAUGAUCAAAUCCAUGCCAAGAUUAAACCCAAAAUGACCUCUUUGCCAAGGGCCUAUCUUCUCUGGGGCACUAGUAACAGAUGUAUAAUAUAGAAAUCUUUGUUGAA
Moneuplotes crassus is the source of this 710-nucleotide messenger RNA. NCBI's taxonomy places the organism in Eukaryota, Ciliophora, Spirotrichea, Euplotida, Euplotidae. The record is from the annotation of a GenBank genome assembly.